Messenger RNA from Melopsittacus undulatus (budgerigar), 2800 nucleotides. Its product is annotated as mitochondrial 10-formyltetrahydrofolate dehydrogenase-like. Lineage: Eukaryota; Metazoa; Chordata; Aves; Psittaciformes; Psittaculidae. Gene Ontology annotation, biological process: 10-formyltetrahydrofolate catabolic process; one-carbon metabolic process; biosynthetic process. Gene Ontology annotation, molecular function: formyltetrahydrofolate dehydrogenase activity; aldehyde dehydrogenase (NAD+) activity. Gene Ontology annotation, cellular component: cytoplasm. The record is from RefSeq and is a predicted model, not a curated record.
AUGCCCUGUUUGAAUUCUUUUUACCAGGCUUAUCAACAUAAGCUAAAGCUAGCCCUUAUAGGUCAAAAUUUUGGGCAAGAAGUUUAUAACAAGCUGAGAAAAGAGGGACAUAAAGUUGUGGGAGUAUUCACAGUGCCUGACAAGAAUGGACAAGCUGAUCCUUUGGCACUGGCAGCAGAGAAGGAUGGAACUCCUGUUUUUAAGUUCCCCAGAUGGAGAGCUAAAGGCAAGCCUAUCCAGGAAGUAGUUGCAGCCUACAAAUCGGUUGGAGCAGAGUUAAAUGUCCUUCCAUUCUGUACACAGUUCAUCCCCAUGGAUGUUAUUGAUUGCCCAAAACAUGGCUCAAUUAUUUACCAUCCAUCCAUCCUGCCACGCCACAGAGGAGCUUCUGCAAUCAACUGGACUUUAAUUCAAGGAGAUAAGAAAGCAGGAUUUACUAUUUUCUGGGCUGAUGAUGGCUUGGACACUGGACCAAUCCUUCUGCAGAGAGAAUGUGAUGUGGGCCAAAAUGAUACUGUGGAUGACCUAAAACGGUUUCUCUUCCCAGAAGGAGUAAAGGCUAUGGUGGAAGCUGUACAUCUAAUUGCUGAUGGUAAAGCCCCUCGUAUACCUCAGCCUGAAGAAGGGGCAACAUACGAAGGCAUCCAGAAAAAGGAAAAUGCAGAGAUCUCCUGGGACCAACCUGCAGCAUCUUUGCACAACUGGAUUCGAGGGCAUGAUAAAGUUCCUGGGGCAUGGGCAACAAUAGAUGGCCAGGUGGUUACCUUUUAUGGAUCAUCAUUACUUGAUGCUUCAGUGCCCACUGGACAAGAACUGGCAAUAAAAGGUGCUUCAAGACCUGGGCUUAUAACCAAGAAUGGCCUAAUCAUUUUUGGUAAUGAUGGAAAGAUGGUGCUAGUGAGAAACCUGCAGUUUGAGGAUGGAAAAAUGAUCCCUGCAUCUAAGUACUUCUCUACUGAUGAAACAACUGCCUUGGAACUUACAGAAGAGGAGAAAAAGAUGGCAGAAGAUAUUAAGGCUAUUUGGAAGGGAAUUCUGAGCCAUGUUGCUGUAAUUGAGGAUUCCACAGACUUCUUCAAAUCCGGAGCAUCCUCUAUGCAUGUUAAGAAAAUUAAGCAGAAGUAUAGUGGGCUUCAACUACAAAAUGAAGACGUGUACAUAGCCACUAAGUUUGCAGACUUCAUUCAAACGGCUGUCAGAAAAUUCAGAGGAGAAGACAAGGAAGAAGAGUUAGUAAUUGAUUAUGUAAGCAAAAAUACGAACAACAUGACUGUGAAUAUGCCAUACCAAUGUUUCAUAAAUGGGCAAUUUAUAAAUGCUGAUGAUGGAAAAACAUAUGACACCAUAAAUCCAGCAGAUGGAUCAGUAAUAGCCAGUGUAUCUUCUGCUUUGGCUGAUGUUGACAAGGCAGUGGCAGCAGCAAAAGAGGCAUUUGAAAAUGGUGAAUGGAGAAGAAUGGAUGCAAGGGAAAGAGGGCGACUCAUGUACAGACUUGCAGACCUGAUGGAAGAACAUCAAGAAGAAUUAGCAACAAUAGAGUCCAUUGACUCAGGAGCUCUCUACACUUUAGCUUUGAAGACCCAUGUUGGAAUGUCUGUGCAAACAUUCAGAUACUUUGCUGGAUGGUGUGACAAAAUUCAGGGUGCUACAAUUCCAAUUAACCAGGCCCGUCCAAACCAUAAUCUAACAUUCACCAAGAAAGAGCCCAUUGGUGUCUGUGCGAUUGUUAUCCCGUGGAAUUACCCACUGAUGAUGCUUGCAUGGAAGAGUGCAGCAUGCUUGGCUGCAGGCAACACACUUGUACUCAAGCCAGCUCAGGUCACACCUCUGACUUCCUUGAAGUUUGCAGAACUGUCGGCUAAAGCUGGAUUUCCUAAGGGUGUUAUAAAUAUUCUGCCUGGUUCAGGUGGUUUAGUGGGACAGCACCUGUCUGAACAUCCUGAUGUUCGCAAAGUUGGAUUUACUGGUUCAACACCAACUGGUAAACAGAUUAUGAAGAGUGCAGCCACUAAUCUGAAGAAAGUUUCUCUUGAACUUGGUGGCAAAUCACCAUUGAUCAUAUUCAGUGACUGUGAACUUGACAGAGCUGUAAAAAUGGGUAUGGGAGCAGUAUAUUUCAACAAAGGAGAAAACUGCAUUGCAGCUGGCAGGCUGUUUGUGGAAGAAUCAAUCCAUGAUGAAUUUGUUAGCAAAGUGGUGGAAGAAAUAAAAAAGAUGAAAAUUGGUGACCCACUCGAUAGAUCCACAGACCAUGGUCCACAAAAUCACAAGGCACAUUUGGAGAAGCUGCUGCAGUAUUGUGAAAUUGGAGUAAAAGAAGGAGCCACUCUAGUGUAUGGAGGAAGACAAGUUCAUAGACCAGGUUUCUUCAUGGAACCCACUGUAUUCACGGAUGUUGAAGACCAUAUGUAUAUUGCCCAGGAGGAGUCCUUUGGUCCUGUGAUGGUCAUCUCUAAAUUUAAAAAUGGGGACGUCGAUGGAGUGCUGCAACGGGCAAAUAGCACAGAAUAUGGCUUAGCCUCAGGAGUUUUCACGAAAGACAUAAGCAAAGCUCUCUACAUCAGUGAAAAGCUAGAAGCUGGAACAGUUUUUAUUAACACAUACAACAAAACUGAUGUGGCAGCCCCAUUUGGUGGAUUUAAGCAGUCUGGCUUUGGGAAAGAUUUAGGUGAAGAAGCUCUUCAUGAAUAUCUCAGAACCACCAUCACUGUGGAAUAUUAAAGUAACAGCUUCACUUGGAAAGUAAACAUUCGGCAGAGUUUGUAUCUUAAAGAAGCACUUAAUGCCAUGCCUAGGAUAG